AUUCAGGACACCUGGUUCAAAACCCAUUUGGUACCUUACCCAGUCGAAGAAAGUGAGGGCCGCGGACGAAUCAGACUGGCAUCGCAGCAGAACCCUCGAGAACUCAUGGACGGUGAAAUGACUGAACAGUCCCUGCUCCCGGAGAUGGUCCCAAACGGCAUGAUCGUUGUGCUUGAGCGAGGAGCACACGAGAGCAACAAGGUUGUUAGGAUUCUGAGUUUCGGGAAGAAAAUUGUAAAUCGGAUUGCGUGCAGCUUGCUGACGACAGUUUGUAGAGCUGUGGAGCUCGAGAAACUUCUACGGGUUAAGCGAAUAAAUGGGGUGAAAACGAUUGCCCAUGAAUGCGGAGCCAUAUGGAAAUGGUUACAGACACUGGAAGAGAAAUGGUUCAAUACCAUGAAUGUAGCUGACAGAUUAGAGCCCAAAAAAGCCCGUCCAGUCCACAUUUAUAUACCUUUGUCCUUCUCAUCUCCUCUAGGGCACUUCGUCUCUUCAGCGACGCACUUGGGUUUGGGGGAAAAUCAAUCAAUCAAUCAAUUCAGACCUAAUAUCGCCAUGACUGGGAAAGCCAAACCCAAGAAGCAUACGGCCAAGGAGAUUGCUGCUAAAGUUGACGCCGCCACCACCAACCGCGGCGGAGGCAAGGCCGGCCUCUCCGAUCGCUCCGGCCAGGAAAAGGGCGGCCACGCCAAGCUCGAAUGCCCCCUUUGCAAGAUCACCGCACCGGACAUCAAGACCAUGCAGAUCCACCACGACGCUCGCCACCCCAAAAUCCCUUUCGACGAGUCCAAGCUCAACAAUUUACACGCCGGCCAUGUUGCUGAGACCUCCAAACCUAAGCCUGGUGUUCGUGGCAGCUUGAAGAAAAUGUUUAAAGAAGACAUGGGGAAGAGU
Striga asiatica is the source of this 894-nucleotide messenger RNA. Lineage: Eukaryota; Viridiplantae; Streptophyta; Magnoliopsida; Lamiales; Orobanchaceae. The record is from the annotation of a GenBank genome assembly.